Gracilinanus agilis (Agile Gracile Mouse Opossum) is the source of this 1948-nucleotide messenger RNA. It is a transcript of the gene REC8, whose product is annotated as REC8 meiotic recombination protein. The coding region runs from base 1 to 1842 and encodes 613 amino acids. Gene Ontology annotation, biological process: synaptonemal complex assembly; replication-born double-strand break repair via sister chromatid exchange; mitotic sister chromatid cohesion. Gene Ontology annotation, cellular component: cohesin complex; synaptonemal complex. The transcript has 19 exons. Lineage: Eukaryota; Metazoa; Chordata; Mammalia; Didelphimorphia; Didelphidae. The record is from RefSeq and is a predicted model, not a curated record. Gene Ontology annotation, molecular function: protein binding; chromatin binding.
AUGUUCUAUUACCCAAACGUGCUUCAGCGCCACAGUGGCUGCUUUGCCACUAUCUGGCUGGCAGCCACAGGUGGCACUCGGCUAGUGAAGCGCGAGUACCUGAAGGUGGAUGUGGUGGAGACAUGCGAGAAGAUCCUGCAGUAUGUUCUGGUGCAAGUGCAGCCAUCUCUGCCCGGGGUCCCCAGACCCCGCUUCUCCCUCUAUCUCUCUGCCCAGCUCCAGUUCGGCGUUAUCCGAGUCUACUUCCGACAAUGCCAGUACCUUGUGGAGGAUAUCCAGCACAUCCUGGACCGCCUACACCGAGCACAACAGCAGAUCCGUAUUGACAUGGUGGAAUCUGACGUGCCCGGUCUCCUGCUGCCGGACCCGCUGACCACAAUGGAGGCCUUGGCAGAUGCCCCUGACCCCUUCUUUGGAGUGAUGACCAUUGACCCUAACCUUCCUAGUCCCUUCAAUAUCCCACAGGUUCGACACCUCUUGGAAGCCCCAGCUGCAGAGAGGACUCCUAAAGAGACCCCCCCUCAGGACUACCUUCAACCUAGGAAGUCAGACAAAUCCCCCAUCACUGUCCUGCCCCCUGAAACCAUCACCCUUCAGGAGGCAGAGCCAAUCCAUGUGCUUCAUAUUGAGGGUGAGCAGGACCUCCCAGAAAUCUCCCAUCAAGACCUGGACCUGCUGAUGGCCGGGGAUGAAGAAGCUAUCUUGCUGGAGGAAAACUCCAAGAGCCACCCUCCUGGGGAGCACCUCCUGACCCAGAUCUGCCCAGUCUCAGAGGCUGUAGAGUCGAUGGAAAUUCCCAGGGUCCUCGAGCAGGAGAAGCCCCCCCAGCUGUCCCCGUCGGCCCAGGCGCACCUUGCCUCCAGGAUCCAGGAGGUCGCAGAGCCCCUGUCCGAGAAGGAGCUGGUCCCUGAAGAGCUCGUGUUACUGGUCCCAGAGGCUGGCCCUUCCCCGCCUGAAGCGAUCUUGUCUAAGGAGCUCCUCGAGCCCAGGAUGCCUAGUCCUUCAGAGCCUCCUGUUCAGGUGCCCAGCAGCCCUGAAUUGAUCCUCCCAAGGCUGUCCCCACCACUUCAGCGUCCGCCCUCCCGUCGCCAGCGCCGCCUGCAGUUGUAUGAUGAGGAGACCCAGAUUUCUCGAGAGGAAUUCCAAAAUCAAGUAGUACAAACUCAGGCCCACACCCGGGACUGCCCAAUGGUCCAACCUCUUGGGCAGAUGAAGAGCCCUGCGGAGCUGCUGAGAACCCCAGUUUAUGCUGGAUGGCUACACCCGGAGCUCCUGGAUCUCUGGACUCGUUGUGCCCGGGUCCCCCCAAAGAAGCUCCAAUAUCGGCCCCGCCGAGAGACCGAGACUCUGGUUGAGCAGUUAGAGGAAAGGAGAAAGGCGGAGACCAUGAGUGAAAUAGAGACUCUUCGAGAGGCCCAGGAGCCCAGUGGUCCCCUGCUACUGUCUUCAGAACUCUCCUUGGAGACGACUGAGGAAGAGAGGUCCCGCCUCAGCUUCAUUCCUCCUGAGGAGAGGUGGGGUUUAGGUGAGGUGGAGGUGGAGGUGCCGGUGCUGCCUGUGGUCCCGGAGCUUCCAGAAGUGCCCGAGCUCCCCCUGCAGCUCUCCCCAGAUCCACAGCUGCUCUCUCCAGAGGCUGUGCAAAGGGCUAUCAUAUUGGAGUUGCAGGCUUCAAGAGAAAUAAAUUUCAGCAACCUGAUUCCUCCCUUUGCCCCCCGUCUGGUGGCUGCUAGGAUCUUCUACUUGCUUCUGGUGCUAUCGAGGCAACAGGUUCUGUAUGUGGAGCAAGAAGAGCCCUACGGCAGCCUCAUCAUCCGGCCGGGGCCUCGGUAUCCCCACCACUAGAGGCCCAUCUCUUUGGACGUGCUAGGAGGCUGAAUAUCAACGGCCGUAUGACAACCCACCCUCCCAUGUUUCCCCAUUCCCUACCCCAAAGCUGCAGCGUGUCAAA